This is a messenger RNA of Cladophialophora carrionii CBS 160.54, 714 nucleotides long. RefSeq lists its product as uncharacterized. Lineage: Eukaryota; Fungi; Ascomycota; Eurotiomycetes; Chaetothyriales; Herpotrichiellaceae. The coding region runs from base 1 to 714 and encodes 237 amino acids. The transcript is spliced from 2 exons. The record is from RefSeq and is a predicted model, not a curated record.
AUGGCCGAGUCACCCCGGCAGGCAACGGCAGAGGCAGAGGCAGAAGCAGAGGCAGUGGUAGAGGCACAGACAGAGCCGUCACUGCUACCGCAGGAGCUGGUCCAGCUCUGGUGCUCCGACACGCACGUCCCGGACCCGGUGCCUGCUCCCGCGGCCAUAGACCCCCGAUCGCCAUGCAACACCAUCACGCUGCAGGAGAUGACCCGACUCCUGGGCCCGGUGCACUACGUGCGCGCCGACGACAACAACAACAACAACAACCCGCAUCGGCACCGCGGGCUCGUCGGCACGAAACUCCUCCAAAUCGAACACGCCGAGGUGAGCGUACUGAGGCAGGAGGUCUUCUGCGUCGUGGCCGACGCGGCAUGGCCGAUCGUGCUGAACAGGUCGAUGAAUGUCGUCAACGCGGGGCCUGAGAUCCAUGUUUUGGGCGGCGGGGCCGUCGUCUCCAAGGAAGAACAACGACGGAAGGAAGAAGCCCGCGCCCGGGCCAAGAAGAGAGAAGAACAACGAAUCAAGGAAAGAGAAGGAAAAGGCGGGGAAGAUUACAUAAACGACGAGAAGGACAGGAAGUUGCUCAAGCAGGGAUCACAGGGGGAGGGAUCACAGGGCCAGGGACAGGGACAGGGACAGACGCAGACGCAGACGUGCACGCAGACACCGAAUCAAACCCAAACUCAAACGCCGACUCAAACGCAGACGCCGUCCACAUGA